AGUGCAGAUCUGCAAAAGACCGUCUUCAAGGAAGUGACAUCUUAUUUGGCCAUCAAUCAGAAAUGUCGGGAGAAGAAGGUUCUGUUGCAACUGAGACUACGGCUGCACCUCUGGGUGAAACCAUGGAUAUCAUGACUGCCUUGCAGCUUGUUUUGAGGAAGUCACUUGCUCAUAGUGGGCUUGCAAGAGGGCUCCACGAAGGUGCCAAGGUGAUUGAAAAGCAUGCUGCGCAGCUCUGUGUGUUAGCCGAGGAUUGUGACCAGCCAGAUUACUUUAAACUGGUGAAGGCUCUUUGUGCUGAUCACAAUGUCAAACUAAUGACAGUGCCUAGUGCUAAAAAUCUCGGCGAGUGGGUCGGCCUGUGUAAAAUUGACUCUGAAGGGAAAGUAAGAAAGGUGGUUGGUUGCUCCUGCGUCGUAGUGAAGGAUUUUGGAGAGCAGACAGAGGGUUACAAUGUUAUUCAGGAAUAUGUGAAGUCCCAUUAGGUUCAAAAAUAUUGGAAGAGUGAGGCCCUUUUCUUUUCACAUUUGAGGACUGUUUCUUA
This is a messenger RNA of Juglans regia (Persian walnut), 544 nucleotides long. Its product is annotated as 40S ribosomal protein S12-like. Gene Ontology annotation, cellular component: cytosolic small ribosomal subunit; ribosome. The transcript has a single exon. Gene Ontology annotation, biological process: translation. Bases 63 to 485 code for a protein of 140 amino acids. Lineage: Eukaryota; Viridiplantae; Streptophyta; Magnoliopsida; Fagales; Juglandaceae. Gene Ontology annotation, molecular function: structural constituent of ribosome. The record is from RefSeq and is a predicted model, not a curated record.